AUGAGUGGUUCUGAUUGGGAGAAUCUCCUUCUGCAAAAAGCCGAAUUGGUGUUGAUUCAGGCCUCGUACCCGGACUUAUUGCUAUCAGUUGAAGGUCUAACAGAUCUUAAACCAGUCGAGAAUAAGGACGAUAUUCCGGAUUCCGUUUUCCCUUUAAGACUUGCAUUUCAUUUAAACGCACCGGUAAAUGAGGAGCUCGAUGAAAUCAAUAUGCCCCUUCCUUCCCCACAGUUGGACUUGUUGAUAACUUGUAGCACAAAUUACCCAAAAGUCGGUCCCACUGUUGCAAUUAAGAAUGCUCGAGACAUAAGCGUGCGAAGACAAAACCGUCUUUUGGAGUGUCUCAAGGCUAUGACGGCAGAAAACCUCACAACCCAUUCCGUGUUUUCGCUGAUCUCAUUUGUGCGCGACUGUCUCGCAGAUAUUCGAGAGCAGGUGCCGAAAAAACGUCUUGCUGAGCUAGAGGCCGCUAUCGCUCAAGAGGAGAAAGAGAUGCGACUUGAGUCAAAGCGUAUCAGGUCUGCGCUGGUGCAUAGGAAAGCCCUUUUGCAGAUGAGCCCUUCUUUGGAUACCGCAGAGAUUGCCGCCGUAUCGGAGAGCGAAACCUGUCACAGUACUAGCAAUGCUGCCCACCUUCAUGCCUGUCCACUUACGUAUCACACAGGUGUGCAGCGACUAACCUUUCCCCACCCUCGCAUCACCUCUUCCCCCUCCCGAUCGCCAGUACCCGUGUCCGAAGAAUUGAGUAUAUCGCUGUCGCGGCGCAAAACGCGACCCACGGAACCGCCUCCAUUGCGCAUCCUGCGUGGCCAGUGUGUUGAUGGACCACACCAGCCCUCCCUCCCCAUGGCUCCGGGUCCACGAUUUGCCUACCGAGCCAAGUUCCUCGCCUUCAACGAGAUCACUGGGGACGAGCUCCAACUCCGUGAGUGGGUCUUUAGGGCCCUUCCGUCGAUGUCGCAGCUUUACAGCCUGCGAUUUCUACUGAUCUCGCGAUUCAAACAUCUCAUGCGCAUUUCUCUCCCACCCUUCCUCCUCCCGUUGCGUGGGUUCACCUUCGACGUGGAACAGGAUCAGAACCUUCUCGGUGAUAAUGAUAAAGGAAGACUACGAAUUUUGCCAAUUGCAGAGGUUUCGGAGCUAUGGUGCGUAGUGCGAUUGGUGAGCGACCGGCCCCAUGGACUUCCCAUUUCCGCUCUUAUUCGGCCACCGCGGCCCGCUGGGGCGCCGUGCGCAGGGAAGACGAUCUCCAAGACCACAGCUGAAGAUAUGGGACGAAUCCGUGUCAUUGCGACCAGUGUGCUGGAGGCGCUUCGCUGGCUUCACUCACACACCAUGAACCACCGUGAUCUAGAGCCCGAGAAGAUCUUCAUGGAUGGAAAUGGCAACGUCCAAAUUGCAGAGUACGAGUUUGACGGCCGCUUGGACGCUUGUUUGGGGGGUCUUCGUAAAAGCGAUAAGUCAUACUCAAUCACAGUUCCUUCGCCACCGAGUAGAAUCAGAAAGGUUCACAGGAAGGAUGUCUACAAUCUGGGGUUAAUUCUGGUCUACCUGGCAACAAAGACACCGCCAGAAAGGGUGGGUGCUCACGGCGAUCCCAUAUUCACACCCGCCCUGAAUGCCGUCUUGUCCUACGCGCCGGCCUUCAAAGAUUUCCUGCAACGCUGUCUUUGCAACACAGCCUCAUCUUCGGCCUCAGAACUGCUCAACCAUUCCUUUAUAAAGGAGCCAAUCAACUAUGCACCGUCUUCUAAUGCUCCAUCUGAACCGCAUACCGGUCGCAGCCUAGUCAACAGUUCUGACAGCAACAUUCUCUCUGACACACCAAAAGGCGGACGAUCACGUCUCUACUCGGACUUUGAGGACUUUUCCAUUAUUGGACAGGGUGCUUUUGGCUGUGUUAUGCGAGCACGAAAUAUAAUCGAGAAUCACGAAUAUGCCAUCAAGUGCGUCCGCAUCCCACGCUCACAGGCGGAUCUUGUUCUGCGAGAAGUACGAACCCUAGCAGGUCUGCAGCAUGACAACAUUGUGCGCUACUACACUUCAUGGAAAGACUACAUUAUCAUUCAAAUGGAGCUCUGUGCUUGCAAGAAUCUGCGGACCGUGUUGGACGAGGAGGUGAAUCUCAAUCAGGAUCGAGCGUGGAGCUACUUCCGGGAGAUGACGGACGCACUGGCUUACAUUCACUCUAAGGGGGUCAUCCACCGAGACUUAAAACCGGCCAAUAUUUUACUGGAUGCAGAGGACCAUGUGAAGAUUGGGGACUUUGGUCUGGCUGUGCGAAUGUCCAAACUCGCUGACUCGGCACGGAAGGAAUACUCGGCGUUUAUGGUAAGGUGGUUCUGCAGGUCUUACUCCAACUUCUAUGGCUGUCUUGAAGAGCUUCACGGAGUACGAAGUGGCGCGCAGCUUCGUUACCACGUCACGUCUGGUAGUAGCGCGGAAACGUCCCGGGGAGGCAGCUCCAUGGCAAAGGUGACGUGUGGGAUGACGGCGAGUAAUCCUCUCUCCUCAAACACACCUGCUCUGACCGCAGCCCGGUCCAACUGCAUGACGGAGAAUGUGGGCACGAUAUUCUACAUGAGUCCGGAGAUUGCUUCGAAGCGGAAAACGCGACUGGUUUAUAACGAGAAAGUUGACAUAUACAGUCUGGGUAUUAUCCUCUUCGAGAUGUUCUACCGCCGCACAAACACCCUUAUGGAGCGUGUCAAUGUGCUCAAUGACAUCCGCAAGCCAAAGAUAAUCUUUCCCGAGGACUGGGAUGCACAGACCAAACCCAAGCAGACUGCUCUCAUCAGGGCCCUCCUUCACCAUGAUCCUGCCCGUCGACCGACAGCUUCAGAUAUCCUCGCGUCCCCUCUUAUCCCCCCACUGGAGUCUACAGAGUCGGCAUUUCGAAAACAAGUCCUCGAUAUAUUCAGAGAUCCAGGCAAUAAGCUCUACCGUUUCAUUGCCAACAAUCUUCUCACCAUGUCCUGCUCUCGGACUGCUGAUUUUCUUUACGACCGAUCCAAGUCCCUCACGACCAACUCUCCUUCCCAACAACUGCCUUACUUUUUCGGUGCCUCUGGAUCAAGGGAUUUAGAUCUACUGCGCGACUUUUCGCGCUACCAGUUGUUUGAACGGUAUAUAGUCCACCACCUUGAGGCCAUCUUUGCUGCCCACUGCGCUUUGCCCAUCCAACCGCCCACACUGAUCCCAGUGAACAAAAGGUCUGUUGCUUGCUGGUUGCAUUGCCCUGGCACCACCACACUCCCUACCACUUCGGUAAGCUGUCUUCAGGCCCCCUCAGAUGUUGGCAGUGGUGGAGCAGAAGGCGGUGGUGGGGGCAGUGGAGCGGAGGCAGAACACCUGGCAGAUGCGCGUACGACCAUAGGGGGACCUGUGCUUCUUGAUGCCCAGGGAGUGCCUGUUUCCCUGCCUGAUGCACUUCAUGUCGGCCUGGCGCGGUUUCUAGCCAAUACAGGAAUCAACCCGCCGCCAUUGAGGGAGCUCCGAACCUACCAGAUUGGACGGACCUACCGACCAUGGCCUCAUGCCAAUCCCUUUAGGGCAGUGGAUCAUCCACUGGAGAUGAAGCGGGCCUCUUUCGAUAUGGCUGCGGCGAACUAUCAGCCUCAUCUACUGGUGGAGAUCUUUCAUAUCUUGAACGAAGUUAUCUCUUUAAUUUCACUUGAGGGUUUGACUUACGUGCUCUACCUCAAUCAUACCGACCUGCUGGAGUACAUUUUCAAGGUGCUCUCCGUCCCAUCUGAUCUGCGCGUGGGUCUGUGGCGUCACCUGGCCGAGGCUUGUGAGACUCCUGAAGCCGUACUUCAGCAACAGCAGUCGUCCAGACUCCCAUUCCGCCGACACAUUGUUUUUCCCGAAUACCUUCUCAGCACCCUCCACCAACAACACGAACAGCAGCAUCAGCAGCCGCAAAGUCGUCCCCACCAUCGCGGCUUCUUGCAGCGUCACCUGACGCGCCUGAUGCGUUUCGAGACAACACGGGUGGAGGAGCUGGCUGAGGUUCUUUUGGAGGUGCCCUCGCAUCGUCACUGCAUGUCUCGUGUCACGAAGGAGGCCCACAUCCAUCAGCAUUGUCAACGCCUCGCAAAACUUAUUAAUUGUGUUCAUCGAUGGGAAGCGAUUCCCUCAUUCCACAUUGUUCUCACCCCAGGGUUGGUGCUUCCCUGCCACCUUUACCAAGGCCUCGUGUAUCAGCUGGUCUGUUAUUCCUGCAAAGCCGAUGAUUUUGAAAGUUUGGUGGAUGAGGAGAAACCCACCACGAAUCCUGUUCUAGGAACUUCACUGAUGAGCUCACGCGCCCGACUCCUGGUUCUCGCCUCUGGGGGAGAGUAUCAACACCUCGUACAGCGGUUUCGACCGCCACAGGAAUUCCUGCGCAUUCAAGAAAAGGUGUUGAAGUCGAGACAGAUUGAUGGUGACGAGGACACUGAGGAAGAGGAGGACGAGGAAGAAGAGAACCAUAAAGCGCUACCCACUGCAACGCCGUGGAAGUCCAUUGCACAGUCUCGUAUUAAUCCUUCCAUCUCUGCGGCCCUCGCCGCUGUCACCACCUCGGAUGUUCCCUCUGGUGUAUUCGGAGUUGCUGUCUCGGUUAAUCGACUGGCCAGACUUCUGCUCUACGUCGUAGAUAAACAGUCUGCCAACCCGCCAUCUCUGACCAUGCCUCUACUACUGACCACUUCGUUGUGCCAUGUGGUGGUGACAUGGGAGCGACGGACUCGAGACACUCGGAUAUUUGCGCUAGAGCGCCUUUGCUCCCGUGGCUCGCGAUCGUCCACAGCGGAGGCGGAGGGUGGUUGCGGUGAAGCUACCACCGCUAUUGCUGUCACUCUCAUCAAACGUGCCUCAACUACCUCAUUCUUUUUCCCUUCGGUGCUGCCCCCCGGCACAGAGCUGACCAAUCACAAUCUGCCUGCUUACUGCCUCGUUGAUGAGACUGGCUGCGCUCUCGCCCAACGCAAGGCCUUCCAUCUGGCUUGUCAGUUGUGGUCUGCUGGGGGCAUCUCCACGCGGUUGGUGCUUAAGAGAACAUCGGAUCCUUUGGAAAUGGCCUCUGAAUUGGGUGCAACCUUCGCGGUACGCGUCUGCCUGUUGACCGGCAACAAGGUGGGUGCACUGACCUACAAGACGUGGCAUCUCUACGGUGAUCGACCGGGUGGGGAAGCCUCGCAGUUUUCCGAUCCCUCCGCGGUAGUUGCGCAGGUGCGCCACGCGCUUAGCGGUGUCGAUAGCCGCGGUCCUCAUUCCUCCACCACCUCUUCCUCUACUUUUUUUGCCUCCACCACUGCUCCUAUAGCCACUGGCAUGGGGGAUAAUAUGGCCUUGACAACGCCCUUUACCACUACAGCUCCCACCACUGUCAGUACUUCGGCAUCAAUUUUUACCCCAAUAGCAUCGUCAGUUCCGGAUGACGGUGACGAGCGUCGUGGAAGCUGGUCGAGGGAAUUGAGAUUUGGUCGCGUUUCUUGUGUUGCGGUCAUCCAGUCAGGGAUUUCGAUGAGCUUUAAAUCGUUAUCCAAGUUCACCGACCUAUCACUACAGACCACCGUGAUGUCGGGUGAUACUCUACCUGCGUGGGUCGAAGUAAGGGUGAAAAUGAAACCACCCUUUUUGUCACUCCUCGUUUAUCUCGUUAUUGGCCAUAUUGUCGGAGGGAUUAUUUUCUCCUGCCGAUUGCGUAGUCUGAUUGCCAUCUGCCACGUCUUUAUCUCGAUUCUUAUUGUCUUGGUCUGGCUUCACACCACCAUUUGUGAAGUUGUUGUGCUUGCGAGUCGUCCUCUGGGAGUCCAAUGCUCUUGUCGUUACCUCUCGGGCCGCUGGCGACGCAGUUCUCUCAUUCCCACUCGUCGAAUCCGCACCGUUCACUUGCUGGAUCGUGUGACUAACGUUUCCGUGAGUCCACACCUCUUCCUUGAGCUGCGUUGCUCCUCCUGCCCCCUGCGUGCCACCUUUCCUACUAUCGACGAGACAGCCAACGCGAUGCUGCAUCUGCAUCCGUUCUUUAGCUUUCCAGUAAGUGGCAGCGGUGAUGAGGAGGGGGAGGCGGCAUCGCCCCCGCUCUGUUGUCUACCCUUGCAGUCGCUGGUUACUGUCUACCGGUUGAUGCAUGCAGUUCUUUUCUGUGAGACUGUUCCUUGCGCCUUUUAA
Messenger RNA from Echinococcus granulosus, 6159 nucleotides. Its product is annotated as putative serine/threonine-protein kinase ifkB. Gene Ontology annotation, molecular function: protein binding; ATP binding; eukaryotic translation initiation factor 2alpha kinase activity. The coding region runs from base 1 to 6159 and encodes 2052 amino acids. Lineage: Eukaryota; Metazoa; Platyhelminthes; Cestoda; Cyclophyllidea; Taeniidae. Gene Ontology annotation, cellular component: cytosol. The record is from RefSeq and is a predicted model, not a curated record. The transcript is spliced from 28 exons. Gene Ontology annotation, biological process: protein phosphorylation.